Trachymyrmex cornetzi is the source of this 958-nucleotide messenger RNA. RefSeq lists its product as uncharacterized. The transcript has 4 exons. Lineage: Eukaryota; Metazoa; Arthropoda; Insecta; Hymenoptera; Formicidae. Bases 549 to 896 code for a protein of 115 amino acids. The record is from RefSeq and is a predicted model, not a curated record.
UGAUCAAAAGAGAUAAUUCAGAGAUAGCGAUCAAGUGUACACAAAAUCCGAGUCGUUUACUCGAUCACACUUUGUUUUUCCUACCUUUUUCUUGUAGUCUUACUGCACGUGUAUCCGGUUCUCCAUGAAACGGAAAGAAAUGUGACUUAAACGAGAAAGAUGAAUUUAAUAUUUGAUUCACGUCGAGUGUAGGCGAGUGCAAUGCACGAAACGAGCGCAAUGAAUUAUCUGCGAUUCCGACUUCGGAAGUCAGGUAUCUCGCGUGCGGCGAGAGGAACUGAGAGGAACAAUUGAACUUUUAACUUGCCUUAUCUCGCUUGUCGCCCCGAAUGUUACAAAUAAAAUGUUAUGUCGCACGCAGCGGUCGAGCUGUACCAACUGUAUGCUCGGUAUGCUGUCGAUCACGUCUUAGUUUCGCUUUUGUUUUCAGUACAGAGGCGCGUAUUCGGUGAUGUUGCCUCGCCGAGAAUGGCAAUAAUCGAAAAGAUCUUGCAUGAGAGGAUGUUGUGCGUUGAGUUACUGUAUUAAUAAUAUAAAUUGACAUAAGUAUGUACAUCGCAGGAGACCAGUUGAGAGAUGAUACGCGAACCAUAGAUACAAAAAGUUUGCUUGGUUCUGCAAUUGAAAAAUACAAUAGUAUUAUAAUAAAAUCACCUUCUCCUAUUUAUAAUAGAUUUAACCAAGAUUGGCGUAUAGAACCUACAAUGAAACAUUAUUGGGCUGCAUCCUUUUUAUUACCAGUCGGAUCUAUUCUUAUUCUUGCAAUGGUUGUUUUGCUAAUGGUAUUGUUCAAACGAUGUCCUCAUAUAAUAGCCGCGAUUGUUACUGCAAUGCUCACUAUCAUUAUCUUAUUAACAAUUAUAUUGUCACUUAAUCACGAUCCGGUUUAUAUUUAAUAUAUUUAUAUCAAAUAAUUGCAUAUACUGUUACAUAAAUCUUUCUUCCAUAUGUACAUUGA